Molecule: messenger RNA, 3955 nt
Organism: Porites lobata
Lineage: Eukaryota; Metazoa; Cnidaria; Anthozoa; Scleractinia; Poritidae
Source: the annotation of a GenBank genome assembly
AUGAAACAUAUGGAGAAAAAAGAAAAGCAAAAGAGUGUAGAUACUGAUGUUAGCGAAAUAUCGCGCCUGAUUAAAUCAGUAUUUGUAAACGAUUACUCUAAAGCUCAACUUCAACUGCUUAUUCCUGGAGUAAGCAUGUGGGCGAUAGAUGAGACAAGAAGGCAUGCCACUAAGGUGGGGGUGGGUAAACCAGUGCCACAGAUGGAGGCCAUUACACGCGCAAGACUGGAUUCAAGCAAAGUAGACCAUUUUCUAGAUUUUAUCAGCAGACCAAAUUUCGUGCAAGAUGUUGCCUACGGAACAAAAACGCUAAAAUUGUCGAAUGGGGAGAAGAUGGAGAUUCCAAACGUGGUUAGGACAGUUAUUGCUUCAAGGAUUGUGGAAUUAUACCAGCAGUACUGUCAGGAAAACGGUUUCCUCUCACAUGGGAGGUCAACCCUCUUCAGUAUUUUACAGGUACGUAUCAAAACAAAAUCACGAUUCAAAAUCAGACGAAGAGCGAAAAUAAAAAAGAAAAAGUGAGUUUUUUUAAAUUCUGUUAUCUCAUUUACAUACCACGAAGAUAUCAUUAUAUGCAUUGUAGCUCAUUGUGUCAGGUCUCUUAGUUUAUACUGCUUCUUCGGCUUGAUUAACUGAAAAUUACUUUAGUCAUAUAGGUGGGGAUUAUAAAAGAGCAAAAGCUCUGGAUGAGAAAAGCAGUGAAAUAUGAACACGAGGAGAAAAAUAUAACAAAACGUCAUUAUUGUAUAGACUUGUGCAGCAUCACAAAAGAAGUCUUUGGCAGGACUUGACAACAUCGCUACAGAGGGAUCGCAAGCCUUCGAUACACUCGAAGACGUAGUAAACAGGCUAGGAAAGUUAGGUAAGCUCAGGUUGAUUGAAGUUUUGUCCCGGGGAGGCCUGUAUCUUCCCAUUUUGUUUCUAUAUAAUGCUAUUUUUCACUGCACCCUUAACACUCAAACCACCCAACCUCCUAGGCCAAUUUAAUUUUUGGACUUUAUAUUUCUUGUUUAAGGUUUGUCGAAAACAUUUUUUAAAAAGCAUAUAUUUUAUACUGUGCAAUUUUAACAGAGGCCUCGCCUCUUAACUCAAUGGAGUAUAUAUGAGCGGCUUUAUCUUAAAUAGUAGUAAUUAAAAAACGGAGUGGUAACAUUAGCGUGCCUUUUUAAAGGUAAAAGUUCAGCCUGGGUUUAAGUGCUAAAGAUCGCUUGAAAGCUGGUAAAAGCUACCUUAAGACAAACCUCAAGAUCCGCGUUUCUGAAGAAAGCCAGUGUGCUGAUCAUUGCCGGGUGUUUGCGUUGUCUGACCCUGAAGAUCAUCUCUGUGAGCAUGAGCACACGAAAUCAUGUCAAAGCUGUGACAAUAUCAAGAAUGUUCUUGAUGAAAUAGAACUUGUAUUGUCAUCAAGAGACCUUCACUUCAGGUAAACGGUUACUGAUACCAUGUUUUAUAGUCUUCUUCUUUCAAACCAAAAACCUAAACUUUCUUGCAGUCAAAACCAAAGAAAGAAGACAGAUUUCUCCCCUAACAGAUUUUGUCUUGUUCAGUUUAUCGUUAAUCGUUUCAUUUUACACAUGGAAAAAAUUUCUUCACAGGAUAUCACGAGAAGAUAUAUAUUGUAAUUUUACCUGAUCAUGAAGAGCAAGUUUUCUAAUUGUCAUAUCUUAAUCACCUUUUUUGCAAUUGGAAAUGGGUGGCUCAGGUGACUGAAAUCUACAGUUGUGUAACUUCGGAGACAGUGCUGCGUUUACAUCAUUGAACAAAGGAUCGGGAAAAAUAUACCGUGCAAAGACAAGCAAAUGAUGUCGCCCUAAAACGUCAAGAAAUUAUAAUUACAGCUUUGAUAAUAGAACGAAAUCAUUUUUUAUUUUGCUUUUUAGAUAUCAAGACGAAAAGGAGGAAUAGAGCAUGACAUUAGUAACGCUAUAGACAGGAUUGAGCGAUGGAAGGCCCACAUCACAGAUCUGACAACUGACAUCUUCCUUUCAUAGCAAGAUUCGUCAAAAUGUGCAGAACAUAACGAAGCAUACUUCGAGGUCGGGUCUUUAUAAUCAUGCCUAUGGCGACGCACAAAUUGCACCCAUUGAGCUCUUACAGACGGAUCAGAUGGAAACUCGUGCAUACGUAUUCCAGGCGUAAAUGUCGUAUUUUUACAACUUCGCUGGUUUGGGGUUCCAGCGGCGCAAUAUCGCCCUCCUCUUCGCGUCGCUUUCGGUGUUUUCGAGCUCUCCGCCAUAGUUGCUUUGUUUGAAUGAUUCAAGAUGCAACCAAAAUUACGUAAUUUACGUCAUCAGCAUAAAGUCACGUGGUAAUUUGACCGCGCGAUUUGAAGACCAUUUUCUGGUACGAAACAGGCCAACUUCGAUCGCUUAUAAAAUCGGCAGUUUUUACUCAAAACAUCUCAAACUUUGGAAUCGAGAAUUUUAAAUGAUAAAGAUUUUAACUGACUAAAAAUAAUUUUCGGUUCAUAUGCACUUUAAGAGCAGUACACCAGGACGUAGCAAAGGAUGAUAUCCUCACCAAUAUGACGCCAGAGCAAGCUUUAAUUAUCAUGGAUUGGGUAAUGAAGUUCCUUCCUUUGAAGUAUAGGGAAACGCAAGGAGAGAGGUUUGGAAAGAAAGGCCUCUCUUGGCAUGUCACAGCCGUGAUAACAAAACCGAAGGAAGAUUUUGAGGUAUUUUCUACAGGCAUAUCCUACAUCUGACUAUGGGCAUAUCCAAAAACGUUUCAGUUUCAGAUAUUGUAGUAGACGAAUUUGUGUCCUAAUUAGAAGAAAUGCUGAGUUUUCUUCUUACUCCCUGAGUAACAGUAGAGUUAUCCACAUUCACUUGCUGUGCAAAAUACGUUAAAUGCAACUAUAAAUUAGGUAUUGACAGUGGAGGUAGGUCCACAUUCUACUGAGAAAAUAAUCUCUUGAAAUCUUUAGCUAUGAAGUGCAGGAAGAUAAGUGGCAUAGUUAUAGUCAGUGGAUGAAACAACAAGUGGACAACAGAUAGGAUUACCAGAAGAGUAGGUAUUCAGUGAGCUUUCCUGUUGUACUUUAUUUAACGUCAUGGAGCCGAUACUGUAACAUUAUUUCUUAUGUUCGUAUGUAUAGGUAAGGACAUACGUUCAUCUGCUGGAUCACUGCAGCCAGAACUGGUUUGCUGUUGCAUCUAUUUAUGAGAACACGCUUAUGGAAAUAAAGAGGAAGUCACCUGAGAUUGUCGAGGCGUUUGCACGUAGUGAUAACGCUGGAUGUUAUCACUGUGCUCCUUUAUUGCUAAGUAUCCCUGGUAUUAGUCAACGUACAGGUGUAACUACAAGCCGAUACGACUUCAGUGAAUCAAACAGUGGCAAAGAUAUAUGCCAUUGCCAUAUUUCUCCUUUGAAAAGUCAUAUACGCCAGUACGUCAAUGCAGGAAAUGAUGUCGAGAAGGCAAAAGAUAUGAAGAAAGCAAUAGAUUCUUACUCCGGAGUUAGAGGUUGCCGUGCAUCAGUUGUAAAGGUGGACGCUAGCGCACAGGAUCUGCAUAAUCACAACUGGAACGGAGUACUGAUGUUUUCAAACUUCAAGUUUUGCGCAGACGGAAUCAGGAUGUGGAAAGCCUUCAAUGUUGGAGAAGGAAAUUUCGUUCGUUACGAUAAGCUAAUGAAGAGAGGGACCAGCCAGGGAAGUACCCGAUUGGAGGUUAUUGAGCCGUUCACAUCCCCGCGUGUGUCGACUGGCUUCUUGUACAAAAACAGCAAAACGACGGAAAACAAAAGUGAGCCUUGUGAAUUCAGUUGCCCUUUACCAGGUUGCAUCAAGUUAUUCAAAACGACAACAGCGUUGCAAAACCACCAGGACUUUGGCAAGCACAUUUUUUGCACCCAAAAGGAUUCCACGCAUGACAGUAUUAAGCGUAAAUGGGCUAAAGCAUGCACCGACAUACGCCCUUCAUAUAUUCCAUUAAUAAGAACCUUGAAGGAUUGA